Messenger RNA from Vanessa tameamea, 2613 nucleotides. Its product is annotated as calpain-7-like. The coding region runs from base 91 to 2475 and encodes 794 amino acids. The transcript has 12 exons. Gene Ontology annotation, molecular function: calcium-dependent cysteine-type endopeptidase activity. The record is from RefSeq and is a predicted model, not a curated record. Gene Ontology annotation, biological process: proteolysis. Lineage: Eukaryota; Metazoa; Arthropoda; Insecta; Lepidoptera; Nymphalidae.
UAGAACCACUGACAGUGACAGCUAGUUUAGUGUUUAUUCGUUGUGAUAAGAAUGUUUUCGCUCGUACUUGUUUAGUAAAUUUAAUUCAAAAUGAGUGAUUUUACGAAUGCUACGGAGGCGGCAUCACUUGCAGUUACAUUCGACCAAACCGGACAAACUGAUAAAGCAGUGGAAUGCUACCGUACAGCUGCCAGAUUACUCGACAGAGUUUGCGAUAAUAUGUCGCCAGAAAGGCAAGCAGAAAUACGAAAGAAGGUUAAAGAAUAUCUGGAAAGAGCUACAUUCUUGCAGGAACAAAAAGACAGAGCUCAACAAGAGGAGAGUGAAAGAAUUUUGCAAAAAUGUUAUUUCUUGAUGCAGCAAGCACUAGAUGCAGAUGAAGCUAAUUUACAAGAUCUGGCUUUGCAGUUGUAUACACAAGCUGUAGAAAUAGCAGUUAAUUUUAAAGUGACAGAUGGAGAUGUAAAAGCAAGGAUUAAUGGUCUGGCAGCCCAAGCAUUGGAUCGUGCUGAGGAAAUAAAAGGAAUAAAAAAAAUGGGCUCUUUAUCUAUAACUGAGCCAAAACAGCCUACUAUUUCACCAAACAGAGCGCAAUUACAACGAGAACAAAGUGUACAUCUUAAAGUCAGUGGUAAACAAGUGUACACAGAAGAGGAGAAAGAAGUGUUACGUAUGACGUCAAAUAUAAACAAUAAUUGCUUCCUUCCAUUCAUGGACGUUGAUUUAUCAGAAAAGUUUCAAUACGCUCUGCCUUUUGAAGACAGAGCAAGUACAUUGAAGCUUUCCUCGAAACAGGAGAAAGAGUUUGAUGGAUGGAUUCGACCGCAUGAAGUGUCUAGUGAUCCAAAACUGAUAGUCGGUGAUCAUGUUGACUGUUUUAGUAUAAAACAAACAAUAGUAUCAGACUGUUCGUUCGUAGCGUCAUUAGCAGUUAGCGCGUUAUACGAAAAAAGAUUUAACAAGAAGAUAAUUACCUCAAUCAUUUACCCAAAGAAUAAAAACAAGCAGCCGGUGUACAAUCCAUUCGGCAAAUAUAUGGUGAAGUUGCAUUUGAAUGGAGUGCGAAGAAAGGUGAUAAUCGACGACAGACUCCCCUAUAGCAAAUAUGGACGCUUGCUAUGUUCCUACUCCAGUAACAAAAACGAGUUCUGGGUGUCGAUGCUGGAGAAGGCUUACAUGAAGGUCAUGGGGGGCUAUGAUUUUCCUGGGUCUAACAGUAACAUCGACCUGCACGCGCUGACGGGCUGGAUCCCCGAGCGGUGCGCGAUCCGCAACGGCGAGGCCGACUUCAACGCCGAUGCGCUGUUCGAGCUGCUGCGCGCGAGGCUGCAGCGCGGGGACGUGCUCGCCACCGUCGCCACGGGCGCGCUGGGCGACGCCGCCGCCGAGCGCACCGGCCUCGUGGCCGCGCACGCCUACGCCGUGCUCGACGUGCGGCUCGUCGCCGGCGCGCGGCUGCUGAAGCUGAAGAACCCGUGGUCGCACCUGCGCUGGCGCGGCCGCUACAGCGAGCUGGACACGGCGCACUGGUCGGCGGCGCUGCGCGCGGAGCUGCGCUACGACCCCGACAGCGCGGCGCAGUACGACAACGGCGUCUUUUGGAUCGACUUCCCCAGCAUCCUCAACUUCUUCGACGUCUUCUACCUCAACUGGAACCCGGAGCUGUUCAAGUUCACCUACUGCAUACAUCAGAAAUGGGAUGCCGGAAAUGGUCCAGUCAAGGAUGCAUAUAACAUUAGCGAGAAUCCUCAGUUCACUCUACACGUGCAGGGCAAGGGCGCUGUGUGGUUGUUGCUGACGAGACACAUCACUCAGAUAGAGGACUUCCAGGACAACAAGGAGUACAUCACUCUACUGGUUUACAAAAACGGACGGAGGGUUUACUACCCUUAUGACCCCCCGCCCUACAUCGAUGGUAUUAGAAUAAACAGCCCCCAUUACCUUUGCAAGAUAAUAGUCGGGGACUCGAGCUGUGACCGAUACACAUUGGUCGUCUCCCAGUACGAGAAGACAAGAACGAUAUUCUACACCCUGAGGGCGUACGCCACUUGUCCCUUCUCCAUGGCGAAGAUCGAAGCUUAUCCAUAUACGAAAAACAUAAAAGGCGAAUGGUCGGGCAGGACCGCAGGCGGUUGCGAGAACCAUCGACAGACAUACCCAAAUAACCCUAAAUAUAUCGUAACCGUCCCCGACACGAGAACGGCCUGCCAUCUCGUGGCGGAGCUGAAGGGACCCAAACAAUACCAGAUAGGGGUGGACGCUAGAGUCGAAGCAUUGGACGAUCCCAAUUUGACAGCUCCGUUCCUUAAGGAAUCCUCUGGACCUUAUAGAUCCGGUUUCGUAGUACUCGAAUUAAACAACUUACCAUCUGGUCGGUACAUCUUAACCCCCUCCACCUUCUACCCGGGACAAGAAGGCCCCUUCUUCCUGGAACUACGUUCGACCUGUGAAAUCACAUGCGAAUCUCGCAACUAGACGACGUUCAGAAGAGAAAAACUUCGACUUUUAAGAAAAAAUGUAUUUUAAAAAUUGCUAAGUGAUAUUAAUGUUAUUUAAAAUUAUAAAUGGAGUUUUCUAUUUUAACGGCCAAAAUGGUUUCGAAUACAUGAAUUG